AUGGCCCUUACUCGGCCUCCAGCAAGAAUUCGCAAAAGCAUUCGAAGAAUGGAACGGUCACUGCAGAAAGCGAAGAACGAAUGCAGGGCAGACAAGGUAAUGUCCCUUAUGUCAGCAGAAAUUUACAUUGGGAAGAAGCAGGAGCUGGACAAAAUGAAGCGCGCUACUUUGGAAAUGGGAUUUUACCUCCAAAAACCCAAGGAAACGCAGGAGAAAGCCACCAUGGAGAAGAACCAGCCGAUCGAGGAUGAACCAAUGGCCGAGGAUGACGUGAUGACUGAAGAGGACUCCAUGAUGGAGGAGGAUUCGGGGGAGGACUCAUCUACCGCGCACGACUCAAAUACUGAGAAACAUGUCAAGAGCGAUGAGAACAAGAAGGAAGGAGAACAUGUCAUGGGUGCUAUGGAUGAAGAAGCGAACAGCAGUUCGGAGGAUUCGAGCGAAGAAUUUUGCACCGAUAUGGAAACAGACACGGAGAGUGAAAGUAGCGAGCCUGAAGACUACGAGGAUGAAGCUAUGGAAACAGUUGAACAUCCCGAGGAGGAUUCAAUCAGCCCUCAAGUCGAAGAUCCAUACUACAACUGGUACAAGGCAAUGACAGCACGGUCAGCAUGGACAGACAAUGAAGGCACAUACGCAGACACAGAGAAGGAUAACAAUAAAAAUGACGGCGACAACGAAAUCAAGACCGAACCUGGAACUCAAACAGAAAACGAGCUUGUGAAUGACAGCCCGAAUUCCGAAGAAAUGGAGGAAGAAAUCACUGAAGGCCAAGCCUCACCAGAGCCCAAAGCCCAGCCCACCAACACAAACCCAGGGCCCAUGACUGUUCGCAUGACCGGCAUGUCUUGCAGGCCCCUCCACGACAGCGACACGGAUAUUGAAAGUGUAGACUCCGACCCAAGCCCGCAGGGGGACGAACUCCCCGCCACCGAAGAAGCAAAAAGCAAAAGCCUAGUCCUCAAAUUGCCACUCCAGGCUCGACAAGUCAGAAUGAGACCCGAGUCGACAACGACGUCCUACUGCAGCUCAUCCUCUGACCACGACCAAUUCUCCGACGACUCAAGCGCCGAGCUCCUAAUCAGGGUUGCCAGCGACAACGUCAACAGCCCACCGACACGCCACUACUUCAGGAAGCAGGUAGCCUGGCAAAUCGAGCGCCACAUCCAAUGGACCGGGCAAAAUGCCCCGUGGAAAAACGCAAGGCAGCUGUGCCGCACACUAGACGUCAAGACAGCAGCCUCUCUCCGGCGCGGAAUAUACGGGCCGGGAAAUAUGCGUCUCAAUAAGGAAUACUGUGUGCAUGAUAGCAAAUUGCAUGAUUGGGGCCGGCCUGCACACUGUCUUCGGACGGGAGUUGAGCUGUCUGGUAAACCUAUCUCGUGGCUGUGGCAUAAAGAGGCGCGGGAGCUUUUGAUUUCGUUGGAGAACUUCUACUUUGGCCUUGACGAGGAGGAGAAAGAUGAGCUUCCUGAGAAUGCAUUUCAGUGGUGGGAGUUCCGAGACCAGUAUUCACCUUUAGAACGGUGCUUUGGCGCGGAGAUUGUGGAGCUUUUUGAGCAGGCGGGGAAGGGACCUGGCGCUGAUGAUGAGGGUGAAGAGUAG
Messenger RNA from Penicillium verhagenii, 1605 nucleotides. RefSeq lists its product as uncharacterized. The record is from RefSeq and is a predicted model, not a curated record. The transcript has a single exon. Bases 1 to 1605 code for a protein of 534 amino acids. Lineage: Eukaryota; Fungi; Ascomycota; Eurotiomycetes; Eurotiales; Aspergillaceae.